CAUUCCUUCGUAUAAUGCUGUCGAUACUAUCUAUCAAGGCCGCCCGAAACGUGGACGCAAAUUCAAAGUACCGAAUCAAUCACGCUCAGACAGAAAAAGACUGUGCAACACCAACAAAAUCCAUAUCAACUCGAAAGGAAACGUCACUGAAGAAAAGAUAUUUGACGGAAGCUUUGAAUGUUUAUGUUCCCGGAACUGUACUCAACUUGUUGAUGUUGCUGAUCGAGAGAGACUUUUUAAUCAAUUUUGGAGUGCAGGUUCAUUUCGCACCAGAUGUAUGCUGUUGGUAAAUUGUGUGAAACCGAAUAAAACUUGGAAGCAGACCGAGGAAAUGGGUAGCAGUGACACUGAAGAGCAAGAAACUGAUCGCCGGGUUCCAGACGAAUUCUUGAUAUUUGGAACAGAAGUAUGUAAAAAGGCAAUUACCGGUGUUUUACAAAUUAACGAGUCUCGGAUAAAAACUGCCCUAAAGAAAUAUUGGAACGACCAAACCAUCGAAGACAACAGAGGAAAGGCAAGUGGUGGAUGGAAUGCCUUACCACUUUCGAAGACUGAAAAAGUCAUUGAACAUAUUGUCUCAUUCCCGAAGUACAUAUCACACUACACCAGAGCAAAAACCGAAUCUAAAUACUUGGGUGCAGAUUUAUGUCUGGCGAAAAUUUAUCAGCUGUAUAAAGAAAAAACUGAAAAUGCAGCUGAAAAGGCAGUGAGUCAGUCGUUUUUCAAAAACAUAUUCUACACAAAAUUCAACUUAAGAUUCAAACAGCCGAAGAAAGACACCUGCCUGAGAUGUGAUAUUUACGCCGUAAAAAGAUUAACCUGUUUUGGUACUGAGCUCAAAGAGAUUGAAGAUGCACACGAGGCCCAUUUAGCAGAAGCUGAAUCGCUCUCAUCUCAAAUGAAGGAUGACUGUGCAGAAGCUCAAAACGACGACGACCUGGAAACUCUAACCUUUGACGCGCAGAAGACGCAUAAUUUACCCAAACUUUCUACAAGCAUCGCAUAUUAUAAACGGCAAAUGAACUUAAAUAACUUGGGAAUACACACCGGCAGCACUGGAAAAGGAAAGUUUAAUAUAUGGAUCGAAACUGAGGCAUCCAAAGGCACUCAAGAAGUUGCCUCUUGUUUGAAAAUGCACAUCGAAAAAUUUCCAAAGCCGAAGAAACGCUUGAUUCUAUGGUCAGAUUCGUGUGGAGGACAAAAUCGCAGCAUCAAAUUCGUCAUGAUGAUGAUUUUCAUUUUACAAAAUCACAAGACUUUGGAGACCAUUUCUAUGAGAUACCUUCAGUCAGGUCACAGUUUUCUGCCAAAUGACAGCGAAUUCGGUGAAGCUGAGACUGCUCUCAAAAAACACGAUAAUCUUUACACUGAUACGCAGUACAUGGACAUCAUGAAAGGAUGCAGAUCCGAAGACCAAUUUGAGAUAAACCGAAUGUCGACCGACGACUUCUUUUCGGUCGAAAAUUUGCUGUCGAUGAUAACCAACCGAAAAACGGACAUGAAACAUCAGAAAGUGAGCUGGCUGGACACGCACGAAAUUGUGAUAAACAAAAAUGAACCAGCAAUACUCAACAUGGCGAAAAAAAUCGGUGGACCUUACCAGAGAGUUAACAUACAAAAACUGCGUUGCCCGCUUCAGCUUAAGAAUGUUGUUCUAGAGAAGUUAUGGCCGACAGGAAGACCACUUUCAAAGGAAAAAAUUCAAGAUUUGCGAAGCAUGAUGGGUUUGGUUCUAGAGGAGCACCGUUCGUUCUAUGAUUUUCUGGACGAAGUCCAAGAAGCAGACUUUAUUGAUGACGUUGACGGAUUUGGCGAGAACAUUGAUUUUGAAAUAGAAUACGAAGAGUAGCUGUUUGAGGUAACUGCCUCGUUAUUUGGCAGAGUUCCAAUGAUUCCUUAAACCUUGUGUGGAUGAUCAUCACAGAUUUGAA
Bradysia coprophila is the source of this 1931-nucleotide messenger RNA. RefSeq lists its product as uncharacterized. The record is from RefSeq and is a predicted model, not a curated record. NCBI's taxonomy places the organism in Eukaryota, Metazoa, Arthropoda, Insecta, Diptera, Sciaridae.